Messenger RNA from Alternaria alternata, 810 nucleotides. RefSeq lists its product as hypothetical. The coding region runs from base 1 to 810 and encodes 269 amino acids. The record is from RefSeq and is a predicted model, not a curated record. Lineage: Eukaryota; Fungi; Ascomycota; Dothideomycetes; Pleosporales; Pleosporaceae. The transcript has a single exon.
AUGUCCCAACGACAGUCUCUAGAACACAAACGGCACCAUCACUUUGGCCGCCACCGCAGCGGGAGCUACCUCUCCAGACGCUCCUCCUCCUACUCUGCUACACUCGACACACCAUCAUCCAACGCACCACCCCGCAUCUUCGAAGGCACAGACGCCGUUCACCAGAACCGCAAAGUCGCACUCCAACGCGUCAUAGACACCCACCAUGCCCUUGAACUUAAACAUGGUGAUGCCGCACAAACACCAACGAGCACCAGUAGCGACCGCCCCACAUCAUCAUCCUCUUCCAUGUCCUCGGACCCUUUUACUAUAGACUUUGCCGACAUGUCGUUUCCCGACGCCGAAGUCCGCGCUUUUCGCUACUUGCAAAGGAGAUGGGAUGCCAACACGUACUGCACGCCCGACCCGGAGUUUGCAACUGCGAUUGCAGGGCGAAAAGAAAAGUUUGAGGAGACGGCGAUCAAGCAUUUCUUCAGCCGUGUCGCGCUGUGGGAUGCAAGUGCAGAGGAGAAGCAAGAAGCGGGUAUGACGCGCAGUAUCUUCUUCUUCCGCAACAGGCGGCGGAGGAGGUCGAGGGCAAAGAGCGAUGUUAGUCGCAUGCUGGGCAUACCGGAGAGGGAUGACAAGGACAAGGAGGACGAGGCGUUGGAGGCGUUGAAGGAGGUUACUACGAGGGAGGGGCUGGCGCAGUUACUUUGGACGUUGGUGCAUACUGAUGAGGAGUUGGCGGGAUUGAGAGAGGAGUGUAUGGGCGCGUUAAAGGAGAUGUAUCGGGUGACUGUUACGGGGGUGGAAGGUGACGGGUCUUGA